GUUAACAAUCGUGGUUUUAGCGUUCCGUGCUGGGAUGGGUUAUGUCUGAUACCACUACAAUAUAACGGAAAGCUUUUGUAAUGGAAAUUGGUGUCCUCUUGUCAAGAAUUCAUGCGCAGAAAUAUGUCAAAAGUCUUUUGAACGGACAAAUCAUGAAAUAUUCGAAAAGCAGUUGGACAGGGAAACAAGCGACACAGGAAAAUGUUCUGGAGUCUUUUUCAUAAAUAUUUCAGGGGAUCUAACUGUUGUUAAUAUUUCCUCUCAGGAUAGAAGAAGACCAGCAAUUGUGUGGAGACCAUUCUUACUCUGGAUACUCGGCCUAUUUUGGAAACUUGACCAUUGUUGCAGUAAGCCAACAAAGUAGGAAGACAAACCGAUCCCCUUUCGCCCAAGAUGACCUGUGAAAGGUUCCCUGAGAUGAGUGGACACGACGACAAGGACCAAGGUUCCCCAUCACAGGAAACAGGGACACAGGUAUUUACCAUGGACUCCGGAACUGGUCAAGAACUGACCAUCCCGACAGCUGAUGUGGUUGUAGAUCCCCCUGAUGGGUUAAAGGCGUGGUGUUUAGUAUUCGUUGUUAUGAUUUUAGCCUGUCUGAGAGGAACAUUCAUAGAGCUCAUGCCACAAGUUCUGUUGUUUAUGGGAAGUACAAAUAACACAUCAUCUGGAGGCGCGGGACACAUUGAGAUUUUCCCAGUACUGCCAGUGGAGGCACAAACAGUAGAUAACACUUAUAAGGCUCUGUAUUCAGUGUCAGUAAUAACAAGUUGUAUUCUGACUGUCUCGGCUGGUUACCGGUCGAUGGCGCUGAUCGGAAUUUUUCUGACGGCAGUAGGGUAUCUCGGAGCUGCUUUCUGUGACAUUUCCAAUAUCUCUCUCAUCUCCUUCCUGUACGGGGCACUACCAGGUAUCGGGCACAACUUGAUCGAAGUGGCAAUUCUUGCGGCAGUCCUGCAAUACUUCAGAAGACGCCGACUGUUGGCUCUAUUCAUCGUCGACGGUGGUGCUCUUCUUGGAGUUUUGGCUGCUUCUUUAAUGUCAGUGUUCUUUACUGGAUUCCCUGGCAUCAACAUCUGGAAGAGUUAUCUACUCGUCCAAGCAGGUGCUGCUUGUGUUAUGAUUCCGUGUAGUCUCAUUCUGAAACCCCUGAAUACCCGGAUGAAACGUCCAGCCAAUCAAAGCCUAAUAUCAUAUGUGAUGGGUAUGGAUGAGCUGAAGGUGUUCCGAUCUCUACUACUCUACGUCUUCGCAGUGGUCUGCUGCUUGUGGGACGGGGGUAUCAGUGUCAUUGAGACCAAACUACUGAAUUUCAAGGGUCUGCUCUGGAUUUUGCCCACUGGUCAGAUGUUGAUGUCAAUUAUAUUGCUGGCCAGUCUGGUGGGCGCCUGCAUCUCGGGCUGUAUCUGCAGUAAUAUCUGUCUGAAGAGUGUGGUCAUUGCGAUGGCUGUCUUCAGUGGCAUCCUGUUCCUUCUCAACAUAACGGCCAGUCUGUUUUAUGACACCAUCUAUACCAUCACCUAUUCCGUACUGGUGGGAAUGUUCAAAGGUUUUGGAAACCUCUUGGUUGAGUAUUCUUUGCCGCUGUUUCUCGGGGAGGAAAACGUUGCCAUCGGUGCAGCCAUCAUGACCUCGUUUCAGUCCAUUGGAAAACUGUUGAUGCCAGCCAUAGCAGAUGAAAUCGAAAAAUCGACCAAAGACGUAGACAUGUGUUUUUACUUUGCCGGAGUUAUCAUCUUCGUGUCAGCUUCCGCCAUCGUGUUGGCCUACCGCUUACACCUGCGUGUGACCAAAUGGGUGGUAGUCUCAGACAACCCAGACAAAACGCCAACCAAGGAACCAGAGUGCACUGGGGUGGUCACGGAAAGAUUCUGAUGACAGCAAGUUAAGGCAUAUCUUGUGGAACAUAUUUCACAAACCUGACCAGGAAUGUUAGAGAGCUUUAUGGGGCUUUAUGCAUGUAAGUUUAAAAGAUCUGACUCAAAGCAUAAAUACAUUAAAAAUUUCGGAAGUCGGUCGAUCAAGAUUACAACAUUUAAUGUCUCAGUCAGCUUUCAGAAUGGUUUAUGGUACAUGCGUGGUGGACAUUUUCACAUUUUGCGCAUCGGUCUUUGACAGUGAUUCAACAGCUGCUCGUGAUGAUCAACGCUGCUCUUGGCAAAGGAUUUUUGUGGAUGUGGAAAGUGUUUUGUUGCUUUGAUUCAAAAUGACAUUAUUUGUUUGACCUCAUUUAUUCGAAUGUGUCCAUUUGCCGAAUGAUGUGCUUCCCUGAUGUCAGACGUCGUCAUAAUUAUAUUUCUACCACUUUGUUUUUCAGCAUUCAUAAUUUCUGAUGUGUGUCAGGCUCGAUUGGCCUAUUUCGGAUACAUCGCUUAUAUGCACACGCAUGGGCAUCCGUUAAAUCAAGUAUGCAUUGAAUAUAUUUCUAUAUCUGUAACAGUACCUACAUGUAUGCUACAGUAUUAAAAACUUCAUUUACGCACACAUUAUUACUUUCUUUUGUUCAGUCUAAUACCGACAAGGAAAAAUGAUAAGUCUAUAUGUACCCAAUUGUCUA
This is a messenger RNA of Haliotis rubra (blacklip abalone), 2557 nucleotides long. RefSeq lists its product as uncharacterized. The coding region runs from base 394 to 1875 and encodes 493 amino acids. The record is from RefSeq and is a predicted model, not a curated record. The transcript has 8 exons. NCBI's taxonomy places the organism in Eukaryota, Metazoa, Mollusca, Gastropoda, Lepetellida, Haliotidae. Gene Ontology annotation, molecular function: monocarboxylic acid transmembrane transporter activity.